AUGCGCUGUGAUUUACGUUUUACAGAACCCUCCUGUCAUGGAACUCCAGGAGGACAUGGAAUCUCAGGAUAUUUUGGACCACCCGGACCCUAUGGGAAUCGAUGGCCACACCAGCCCGUCGGCUCUUUUGGACCCUUUCCGUGGAACCGACAGGGUCUCGGGGAUGCUCACGUAGGUCUGGGAGAAGAUCGAGGGACAGGUCCAGGGGAAAAUCAAGAGGAAGAUCUAGGGACAGAUCUAGAGGAAAAUCAAGAGGAAGAUCCAGGGGAAGAUCCAGGGGAAGAUCGAGGGACAGGUCCAGGGGAAAAUCAAGAGGAAGAUCCAGGGGAAGAUCGAGGGACAGGUCCAGAGAAAAAUCAAGAGGAAGAUCGAGGGACAGGUCCAGAGGAAAAUCAAGAGGAAGAUCGAGGGACAGGUCCAGAGGAAUGUCAAGAGAUGGUUCUAGGGGAAGAUCGAGGCAUAAAUCUCGAGAUGCAUCCUGUGUAA
Messenger RNA from Pieris macdunnoughi, 486 nucleotides. The record is from the annotation of a GenBank genome assembly. Lineage: Eukaryota; Metazoa; Arthropoda; Insecta; Lepidoptera; Pieridae.